Molecule: messenger RNA, 410 nt
Organism: Impatiens glandulifera
Lineage: Eukaryota; Viridiplantae; Streptophyta; Magnoliopsida; Ericales; Balsaminaceae
Product: putative cell wall protein
Exons: 1
Coding region: 27-410 (127 amino acids)
Source: RefSeq, a predicted model, not a curated record
CCUAAUAAUUUAAAAGAAAAUAAAGAAUGGGAAACAACAACAACAACAACAAAUUUCAAUCCUUUUUGUUAGGUUUCCUCUUCGUAUCCAGCAAUAUCAUGGUUCUAGCCCAAGCUGGACGGGAGACCCCCAAAAAAGUCGACGCUAAACUUAACCCUGAUUCCUUCAUAGACGGUGAUGGAAGCUAUCUCGUCCCUGGAGUUGGCCGUUUCAUGCUUCCUAGGCCCGGCCAAGACCCUUUUAAUUACAACCCAAUCACUGGAAACAGUGGCGGCGGUCUUGGCGGCACCGGAUUCGGCGACAACAGCGCCGGAGCAAGCCACCAAUACAUUCCGGGGGGAGAUGACACCGUCGUCAAUAACCCUGGUUUUGAGAUUCCUAUUCCUGGAGUUGCUGGCGGAAUUCCCUAA